AUGUUCGCUCGCCUAGCUGGCGCUUUAACAACAGCAACAACGACGAAUAUAGAAACAGCAACAGAUAGGCUCAAACAGCAAUCUCAACAAAAAGAUCAGGAAAAGCCCAACUCUAAAGAAACAACAAAAUCUUUCAAACAACAUGAUUAUUACGAUUUCGUUAUAACUGAACCGGAGCAACUACUUAUAAAACCAAUAAUGGAGAAUUAUCCGAAACCUAAAGACCGUAAUUUAGGAAAAGGAAAUCGGAAUACGACUCACGAUGUAAAAAUACCAAAGGUGCAACGAAAAUCUACACGAAAGAAACUGGAAAGAUUACCACUCAACGCAGUUAAUAACAAGAACCGUGUGACACCAGCCAAUGUAUUCCACCGAAGGUACUACUUGGAUGAAGAGGAAAGGAAUAAGCCACAGAAAUGGACACAUUGCCUCGAUCUAAUCACCCCACGUUUAAAAGGCUAUAAAGACGACUGGGCACCGAAACAAGUGACGCACACCGACGGCGAUGUACGCAGAUUGGCUCAUUUGUUAAGUUUGAAUACUUCUGAAUAUACAAAAGAAGAAAUUAUAUCUACGUUGUACCAAAUCAGUAAUAUACGGUUAAGAAUAUUCCAAUGGGAUUAUACAGCUCUAACAACUAUCUUUAAUGUAAUUAUAAAAGACUCCGAACAUAGCUUCCGCAGUUUAAAGGGUGGUUUAAAAGAAUUAUUCAGGGGAUGGCAUUUGGACACCUCGAUGGUAGCCACGUUUCUGAAGCAAACUAGAAUAUUCAGACCGCCUUGUAUCGAGGUCUCAGAAUACGGGGGUUCUACGAAGACCACGGGUGGUUACAGAAUAUCGAAGCCAUCCAUUAAUUAUGGGCAUCAUAAGGAUCGAGACAAUGAGGAUUGUGAUGAUUGAAAUCCAUUUUAAAAGCCAGUUGCAAAAACCUUUCUAGACAUGCAAUAGGGUAGAUGACAAAGUUCGUAGAACUAGUUUUGAGAGCGACUUAAAAUUGAGUAGCGUUUGAGUAUUCGGACAUAAGCUACGCUAUAAUAUUACUAUUAAAACUAAGAUAUUAAAGUUUUAGUUAAUUUUAAUAUCUUAGUUUUAGUUAAUUUUAUCUUGUGAAGUAUUUAAUAAAUUAUUAUUUUAUGUAAAACGUU
Molecule: messenger RNA, 1145 nt
Organism: Spodoptera frugiperda (fall armyworm)
Lineage: Eukaryota; Metazoa; Arthropoda; Insecta; Lepidoptera; Noctuidae
Exons: 6
Coding region: 1-900 (299 amino acids)
Source: RefSeq, a predicted model, not a curated record